AUGAUCCUGCCCGCGGAGGGGAUGAGCACCGCGCACCCGCGGAGGAGCCCCUCCCGCGCUGCCGGGGCGGUGAGGCGCGCGGGGGGGAAGGGGCGUGGCCGGCGCGCUCCCGCCAUGAGUUCGUCGGCACUGCUGGCGGAGGGUCCUCUCGACCCCCCGGUGCUGCUGGCAGACAUCAAGACGGAGCCCCCCGAGGAGCUUCUGGCCAGCGACUGCGGCCAGCCCCAGGCUGAGCCUGUGGACCUCUCCCUCAACAAAUCCAAAGUGACAGCAACCUCAGCCCCACCACCACCACCACCGCCGCCGCCACCACCCCCCACCACCACCUCGGUCCAGUCCUCCCCCGUGCUGGUGGCUCCUCCGCUGCCUGUUCCCACCACGGUUUCUAUCUCGCCCUCUGGCCUCGGCUCCACCUCGGCCAUCCCUGCUGUCCUCUCGCCCGGCUCCAUCCUGGCCUCCACGCAGGGCAGUGGUGGGCAGCAGAUCCUCCAUGUCAUCCACACCAUCCCUUCUGUCAACCUGCCCAGCAAGAUGGGCAACCUGCAGACCAUCCCCGUGGUGGUGCAGUCCCUCCCUGUCGUUUACACCACCAUGCCCACGGACAGCGUUGCUGCCAUCACCGUGCCCCUCAUCGGGGGGGACGGCAAGAACGCCGGGUCUGUGAAAGUCGACCCUAGCUCCAUGUACCCCAUGGACAUGAACAGUGACAGCGAGGAUAGUGCCUCUGAGAGCGGCCCAGCGCCUUUCCAGGACCUCCAGAGAGAGCCGGCGGCGCGGGGGCAACGAGCUGAAUCCCCUGACCUAAAGAAGAGAAGAAUCCACCAGUGUGACUUCGAGGGCUGCAACAAGGUCUACACCAAAAGCUCCCACCUCAAAGCUCACCGACGGAUACACACAGGAGAGAAGCCCUACAAAUGCACCUGGGAAGGCUGCACCUGGAAGUUCGCCCGCUCGGACGAGCUGACGCGGCACUUCCGCAAGCACACCGGCAUCAAACCCUUCCGCUGCUCGGACUGCGACCGCAGCUUCUCCCGCUCCGACCACCUGGCCCUGCACCGCCGCCGCCACAUCAUGAUGUGA
This is a messenger RNA of Indicator indicator, 1080 nucleotides long. RefSeq names its product KLF transcription factor 8 (gene KLF8). Gene Ontology annotation, molecular function: RNA polymerase II cis-regulatory region sequence-specific DNA binding; DNA-binding transcription factor activity, RNA polymerase II-specific. Gene Ontology annotation, biological process: regulation of transcription by RNA polymerase II. The record is from RefSeq and is a predicted model, not a curated record. Lineage: Eukaryota; Metazoa; Chordata; Aves; Piciformes; Indicatoridae. The coding region runs from base 1 to 1080 and encodes 359 amino acids. The transcript has 7 exons.